AUGGUCAAACUAUUCAUUCCUUACUUAGUUGACAAGUACCUGAAUUAUGCAAGCCUAUCACCUGCCAACAUUGGAACUUUACGCAGAAAAUUUGCAGGGGUCCACACAGUUGUCAUUGAUGAAAUUAGUAUGGUGAGUGACAGGAUGCUAACCGUCAUCAGUAGACGCCUCACAGAGAUAUCUGGGAAUAAUUUACCCUCAGGGGGCUUUAACAUAAUACUAUUUGGAGACUUUUUUCAAAUACGACCUGUUAGUGGUUUGUAUGCCUUUUGCAAUCGGGUUCUUUGGGAGCUUUUUAAACCAUUGUUCCUUCGUGAAAAUGUUCGGCAAAAUAAAGAUUUACGGUUUAUACAUUUAUUAAAUCGUGCCAGAGUUGGUUUGUUGACACAAGACGACAUUGAGUUGCUAAAAACUUGUUUGGAUGUAAACACUGUUAACACCACGUCGCUUUGUCUAUUUCCUACUCGGUCUGCUGUUGAUAAACAUAAUGCACAGUGCCUGAGUAGGCUUCAAACUGAACCUUUUACUAUAGCUGCAGAGCAUUUCUUCUCAUCCGAUGAUGCUGCUUGUGGCGGAGAAUGUGAGUCAAGGUUUAUUCCUACUGAUAACAGAUAUGCAGGUGGUUUGCCAAUGGCAUUGACAGUAUCAAUUGGUUCUAAAGUAAUACUUAUUCGCAAUAUAGAUGUUUCUCGCGGCUUGGUCAAUGGCGCUUUGGGUUUUGUGCAUAGUUUCAUUAGUGUUAAUGGAAGAGUAACUGAGGUGCUAGUAACGUUUGAUGAUCCCUUCGUUGGCAGAUCUUGUAAUGGAACUACAAAUGGUCAAAGCAGUACACCCAUAACAAUUGGGCUGUUUGAGCACCAGUUUACAUACUGUGGCAGGAGUAUAACACGCCGGACAUUUCCUUUAGUAUUAAGCUACGCUUGUACCAUUCACAAAGUGCAAGGCCUGACAGUUGACACAUGUGCACUAGAUAUUGGCUCCUCGGUGUUUCAAGCAGGCAUGGCAUAA
Messenger RNA from Mercenaria mercenaria, 1008 nucleotides. RefSeq names its product ATP-dependent DNA helicase PIF1-like. Gene Ontology annotation, biological process: telomere maintenance; DNA repair. The transcript has a single exon. The coding region runs from base 1 to 1008 and encodes 335 amino acids. NCBI's taxonomy places the organism in Eukaryota, Metazoa, Mollusca, Bivalvia, Venerida, Veneridae. The record is from RefSeq and is a predicted model, not a curated record. Gene Ontology annotation, molecular function: DNA helicase activity.